Molecule: messenger RNA, 1035 nt
Organism: Coregonus clupeaformis (lake whitefish)
Lineage: Eukaryota; Metazoa; Chordata; Actinopteri; Salmoniformes; Salmonidae
Exons: 5
Coding region: 1-939 (312 amino acids)
Source: RefSeq, a predicted model, not a curated record
AUGCCCCUUCGGAUGGGGUCUCCCCCUGUGGAGAAAGCAAAGGAGACCCAGCAGAAAGAGAAGAAGCAGAGCAUCUAUCCAGCUGUGGCGGCCCUGCAGCUGUUCACUCUCUUCUGCUGUGGAGGGAAAGUCAAGCUGAAGAAAACUCGUCCCUCUCAGCACAGACAGAGUAAAAAGGACCAGGACGAAGAUAAUGCAUCUGAUACUGGCUCAGACUGGUCUGGAGGAGAUGUUACAACCAAAAAGGUCAAGGACAAGAGUAAUGGAAAGGCAAAUCAAAGGACACCCCGGCAAGUGAAGACCCAUGUGGAGAAAAUGUACAUAAGUCCUGACUCUCCGACUCUACCACGUGCCCACAGCUCCCUCUCCCAGUUCUCCCUGGCUAGGAACCUGGCCAUCCUCCCGCUGGAGUGGCAGCUACCUGGAGUCCCUCUGACCACCUCGUCUAUGGCAACUAGGACAGAGAGAAAGCCAUCCACUACCAACACUUCGACACAGGCGCAGACAGAAACACAGACAACAGAUAUGAACACAGACACACAGACCACUGCCACCUCUCAGAGACAGAUCUCCAUGGUGACCACCCAGUCAUCAGAGACCAUGACAGAGGUUCACACAUCAGACUCAAGCUCCCAGAACUCCACUCCUGACAUGGCACUGACCCCUGAGAGCACUAAGGACAUGAUUGCUACUGAUGAGGAUGUGAAGGAUGACUCUGCUGAAGAUUUGAUCUCCACCCUAACAGACACCUCUAUGGAGAAAUCUGUCAGUGAGACCAGCCUGAAAGCCCUCAUCGCUGAGGAUGAGGAAGAUAACAAUGAGAUGAAGGAUAUGGCUGCCUCCGCUAGCCCUGCAACUGAUAAUGCCAAUGAGGAUGCAAAGCUACUGGAGCUUGCAGCACUUUAUGACUACAUGUUGACAGUGGAGACCGAGCUGUAGGCCUAAUGAACAUUUCAAUAUAGCAAAAGCUAUACUAUGAUCAAUUAAUAAAAACAGUUAAUAUUUCUGCAGCAAAUGUUCACUACUGUUGAUAUG